Messenger RNA from Sphaeramia orbicularis (orbiculate cardinalfish), 3827 nucleotides. RefSeq names its product tousled-like kinase 2 (gene tlk2). Bases 649 to 2748 code for a protein of 699 amino acids. The record is from RefSeq and is a predicted model, not a curated record. Gene Ontology annotation, biological process: peptidyl-serine phosphorylation; intracellular signal transduction; chromosome segregation. Gene Ontology annotation, cellular component: nucleus; perinuclear region of cytoplasm. The transcript is spliced from 21 exons. Gene Ontology annotation, molecular function: ATP binding; protein serine/threonine kinase activity. NCBI's taxonomy places the organism in Eukaryota, Metazoa, Chordata, Actinopteri, Kurtiformes, Apogonidae.
GAUUUGGUGCAGGCGUGGACUGGACGAAGGUGAAAAUACUUGAACAAUCUCACGAGAAAAUAUGAGAUUUUACUGAUUAUUGUUUACAUUGCAAAAACAUGAGAACCGAAUCGAUCCGGAUUAUACUGAAACGCCUGUAACUGUACAACUUCCGAAACAGAUUGGUUUCUCCCCUGCGGCGAGGAAGGAGAUUGGAGCCGAACUUUGUUUUGAUCUAGACGAAAGCCUGGACCCGAAAUUUCAUCUCACCAACGGGGGAGAAAAGAUAGGGGGGAUCUAACGUUAGCUUUAAGGCAUCACUUCCACCAGGUGAAAAACUGAGAAUCUCGAGGGUCGCCAUUGUGUGGAGCGAGACAUCCGACAUUUGCACGGAAUGGUCUUCGGGGAGAGGGAUGUGAUGGGGAUCCCCGCCUAGGCAACACAGAAAGGCGGGUUUGGGAUACCCGGAGUGGUCGAGGCCUCCGAGGGAAUCCUCCGUCGUCUACCUUGAGCCCACGGCGCGCUCCCGUGUCUUGAUCGUUAACAAUCAGCACGCGAGGGACGCGGCUGUGGAUGCGGCCUAGCCUGGGAGGGUCUGCCGAGCAUCUGGGGAAACAACGGGGACGGCUCCGGGGUUAACAACAGGACUGAAAAAUAUCACAUUGCACCAUGAUGGAAGAACUGCAUAGCCUGGACCCCCGACGGCAGGAGCUGCUGGAGGCUCGCUUCACUGGGGUCGGUGUGGCUAAGGGGUCAGGACAAAAUCAGAAUGAGUCAUCCAAUCAGAGCCUAUGCAGCGUGGGCUCUCUCAGUGACAAAGAGCUAGAGACUCCUGAGAAAAAGGCAAAUGACCAGAGAGUACGAAAAAGGAAAGCAGACCAUUUUGACAGCAGCCAAGGCAAAGCAGGAGCAAGAGGGCACAAAAUUAGUGAUUAUUUUGAGUUUGCGGGAGGUAGCGGUCCUGGUACCAGCCCUGCCAGGGGAAUUCCACCAGUGGUCCGCUCUUCCCCACAACACUCGCUCUCCAACCCCCCUGUCACGGUGCAGCAGGGAAGCCCCUCCUCUGUCAGUUCGUCCAAUACAGAGCACUCAUCAUGUUCACUGAAGCCUGCUUCUCUUCACAUGCUCCACAAAGCCACACAGUCGGAUCUUACUAUAGAGAAACUAACGGCAAUGGAGAACAACAAGAACUCUGACCUGGAGAAGAAGGAGGGCAGAAUAGAUGAUUUGCUGAGGGCAAACUGUGAUUUGAGGAGACAGAUUGAUGAACAGCAGAGGAUGCUCGAGCGAUACAAAGAACGUUUGAAUAAAUGCGUUACAAUGUCCAAGAAGCUGCUGAUUGAAAAGUCCAAACAGGAAAAGAUGGCUUGCCGGGAUAAAAGCAUGCAGGACAGGCUUCGACUUGGCCAUUUCACCACAGUGAGACAUGGAGCGUCUUUUACAGAACAGUGGACAGAUGGAUACGCCUUUCAGAACCUUAUCAAACAACAAGAAAGGAUCAACUCCCAGCGAGAGGACAUCGAAAGGCAGAGGAAACUUCUGGCUAAACGCAAGCCGCCCUCUAUGGCUCAGACUCCCCCUCCGAGCUUAGAGCAAAACAAACGCAAAAGCAAGGCCAAUGGAACAGAAAGUGAAGCGCUAUCGCAGGCCGAGUACCAUGAGCAAGAGGAAAUCUUUAAGCUAAGACUAGGCCAUCUUAAGAAGGAGGAGGCAGAGAUCCAGGCAGAGCUAGAAAGGUUGGAGCGAGUGCGAAACCUGCACAUUCGAGAGCUGAAACGGAUCCACAAUGAGGAUAAUUCUCAGUUCAAAGAUCACCCUACGCUAAAUGAUCGAUACCUACUACUCCAUUUACUCGGACGGGGAGGUUUCAGUGAAGUUUACAAGGCUUUUGACUUGACAGAGCAAAGGUAUGUUGCAGUUAAAAUCCACCAGUUAAACAAGAACUGGAGGGAUGAGAAGAAGGAAAAUUAUCACAAACAUGCAUGCAGAGAAUAUAGAAUCCAUAAAGAGCUGGACCACCCACGAAUAGUUAAACUUUACGACUACUUUUCGCUUGACACUGAUUCGUUCUGCACAGUCCUGGAGUACUGCGAGGGCAACGACCUGGAUUUCUACCUAAAGCAGCACAAACUUAUGUCAGAGAAAGAGGGUCGCUCCAUCAUCAUGCAGAUUGUCAAUGCCCUCAAGUACCUCAAUGAGAUCCGACCGCCCAUUAUCCACUACGACCUUAAACCUGGUAAUAUCCUUCUGGUGAACGGCACUGCCUGUGGGGAGAUUAAGAUCACAGACUUUGGCUUGUCGAAGAUCAUGGACGAUGACAGCUACAACUCAGUGGACGGGAUGGAGCUGACGUCACAGGGAGCAGGGACCUACUGGUACCUGCCUCCUGAGUGCUUUGUGGUUGGGAAAGAACCACCCAAAAUCUCCAAUAAGGUGGACGUGUGGUCUGUAGGAGUCAUUUUCUACCAGUGUUUGUAUGGUCGCAAGCCUUUUGGACAUAACCAGUCCCAGCAGGACAUCCUGCAGGAGAACACCAUACUGAAGGCGACAGAUGUGCAGUUUCCCCCUAAACCUGUAGUCACACCUGAAGCUAAGGCCUUUAUAAGGCGCUGUCUAGUGUACCGUAAGGAGGACCGCAUCGACGUGCACCAGUUGGCCAGUGACCCAUUCCUCAUGCCCCACAUCCGUAAAUCGGUGGCCUUCUCGGGCACCUCAGGCAUGGCCGUGGCCUCCACAUCCAGCUCCUCCAACAGCAGCGCCUCAAACUGAGCCCACGCCCCUUAAACAGACUGACUUGACCAUUUGACAUGGGGGGGUGGGAGGGGGAGCGGCGCCAUGGGGCGCCCCCUCUCUCAACAUCAUCCCACCUGGCCAUGAAGAGCCUGAGGGAAACUGGUCAGAAGACAGCAGAGGGGUGGAUGAGCAGCCAUGGGUGGGUUUGGAAGGGAGACCUACGUCACCCCCCCCUCACACCGCUCAUGCCCACCCACCCCAGCCUACCUUUCCUGUUUUCUCACGGGGGUGGCACUGUUCUGGGGGUCAAAGCCCUGGACGACUCAUACAGCGAAGGGGCAACGUUUGGCACUGUGUUGGUGAAAAGUGGGGUUCAGUGUUUGGGUUUUUUUUCUUUUCUGCUUAAAAAAGAGAAAAUUCAAAGAAGUAUAGAAGUGCUUCAGCUUGGCCAGAUGGAACAGACGGCCUCGUACCCAUAUGCACUCACACACAUGCAUGAGCCAUUCUGCUCCAAGGUAGUCUGAUCUCAUUUCGUUUGUUCUCAUCUCCCUGAUCCUAACUGAGAACCAGUCUGGCCUGUUCUUGUAUUGAACCCUAACUAUCUAUGGCGCUACGUCAUCCAAACCGCUGUUCUGGGAUCCCAUGCCCCACUUUAAUUCCAGACCCAGAUAAUUUGUGACGAGGAGGGACAGAAGCAGCCGCCCUCCAUUACCCCCUUCCUCCUAACUCCUCGUCAUACUCCUGUGACCAAAGCUUAUAACUUCCAGUUGGUGGCAGUGUUCCACCUCCGUUUUUAUAAUGAAUGGUUUUAGAAUCGUGUUACUUGAUAUGGAGUGGAAGCUGUUGAGGUUAGACCCCUUUUACAUUUUUUUUUAACUUUUCAUUUUAACCAGUUUUAUGGAGAAAACUGUUGUGUUUUUCAAGUUGCCUUUAAUUAGAACUGUUAUUGUUUUGAUUGACCCCCUACCAUAACACACAUAUUUAUUUAGGUAUGUUUGAAUUUAUUUUUGGCCAAUAAAAUGCAAGGGACUGGUUUACCUUAUAGUACUGUUGGGGGGAGACUGGGCCUUAGCAGAGAGUUGCAUAAACCAUUAAAUACUAUUGGUUAAAAGGUG